CAGCUGCAGGCUCUGGUUACACCCUCUCCACCCUCUCAAUGUCCCCACUGCAGGAUGGAGCAGACAGCUGUGUGAGAAGCUGAUAAUAUUCUUCGUGCACAUUCUCCCAUCACUCGGUUUGGUCUUGGAAGAGUGAGCAGCUUCAUCACUGAGAAAUUAAGAGCAGAACAUUUGCCGCUAUGUCCAUGCGAAGGUUCAGGAGCAACCCUAAAACACUGGGGGAUGUUAAUAUGGUGACCGAGGAGCUGAAGAAUCUUUAUUAUAAGAGGCUGCUGCCUAUAGAGAAGUACUACUCCUUCCAUCACUUUCAUUCUCCCAGCUAUGAGGACGCAGACUUCGACAACAAACCAAUGGUGUUGGUGAUGGGCCAGUACUCAACGGGAAAGACAACUUUCAUCAGGUAUCUGGUCGAACAAGAUUUCCCUGGUAGCAGAGUCGGACCAGAGCCAACCACCGACUGCUUCACUGCCCUCAUGUAUGGAAAGAUGGAAGGAAUCAUCCCUGGCAAUGCCCUCACAGUGGAUCCAAAAAAGCCCUUUCGCAACCUCGACCCUUUUGGAAAUGCUUUUCUCAACAGGUUUCAGUGUGCUCAGAUGCCUAAUAAAAUCCUCGAGAGCAUCAGCAUUAUCGACACACCGGGCAUCUUAACAGCUGCUAAAAGAAAGCUGAGUCGAGGCUACGACUUCCCAGCAGUGCUGCGCUGGUUCGCAGAGCGUGUGGACCGGAUCAUCCUGCUGUUCGACGCACAUAAACUGGAGUUCUCUGAUGAGCUCACUCGUGCCUUUGGGGCUCUGCUGGGCUAUGAGGACAAGUUACGUGUGGUUCUCAACAAGGCUGACAGGGUGGACUCACAGCAGCUGAUGAGAGUGUACGGCGCCCUCAUGUGGUCGCUGGGGAAAGUGUUUCGAACCCCAGAGAUCUUGAGGGUUUACGUCGGCUCUUUCUGGUCUGAGCCGAGGCAGACGUGUGACCACUAUCAGCUGAUCGAGCUGGAGGAGGAGGAUCUGCUGACCGACAUCAGGAACCUGCCGCGCAACGCUGCAGUACGCAGACUAAACGACCUGGUGAAGAGGGCACGCUUAGUCAGGGCUCAUGCCCACAUCAUCAGCUACCUGAAGCAAGAGAUGCCAACUAUAUUCUGCAAAGAAAGCAAGAAGCACAACUUGAUAUACCAGCUUCCUGUGAUCUACACUAAGAUCCAGCAACAGCAGCGAGUCCCAGCUGGAGACUUCCCUGACUGCACAAAGAUGCAGGAGAAGCUUUUGGGUCAAGAUUUCUCAAAGUUCAAGACACUCAAACCGAGUCUCAUGGCCUCCUUGGAUAAACUUCUGUCCACUGACAUAGCAAACCUGGUGCCUUUACUGCAGCAGCAGGAACUGAGGAAGAAAUCUCUCCACGGUGUGUUGGAUGGGGAAUUUUUGGGAACCUUUAGGCGUGACCAUUUCAGGAGAGACCCUUUUAAGGAACUCAGAGAUGACGAGAGCAGUGAGGCAGACUUUGACGAGUGGGCCGUAGAGAAAUUAAAGCCAAAGUAUGACGAGAUUUUCUACAACCUCAGUCCAAAUGAGGGCAAACUGAGCGGCACCAAAGUCAGAGAGUGGAUGACGGGCACGCUGCUGCCCAACUCCGUGUUGGCUCACAUCUGGAGGCUGUCAGAUGUGGACGGGGACGGCAUGCUGGACAAUGAGGAGUUUGCUUUGGCAGUCCACCUUAUCGAGGGAAAACUGGAGGGUCAUUGGCUCCCCAGGGAGCUGCCGUCUCACCUGGUGCCCCCAUCAAAAAGGAUGAGUACAGCCAGUGAUGAAGAGUGAACAUAGUAGUGGGAGGAAGCUGAGAUCUUUGAUAUUUUUCAUGAUUUUACCUGGUAUAACUUAAACUGGAGGUGGCAGUUUGUUGUUUAAAAAAAGUGUACAGUGACUGUUUAUGCACCUUAGACAGUGUUAUCCAUUCCUUUUGUAUACAUUAUGAUACUAAAUUCCUUAAAAUUAACAACUAAAUAUCAAUGGGAGUAAGGAAAAAUACAGACACAUUUAAUGUAGGUUGUAUAUUAUACUGUAUGAGUUGCAUUAAUCAUGUAUUUACUACAAAUGGCAUUAACCUUUAAACUUAAAAUAGGACUUAACAUCAUCAUCACCAUUGUUCUCUUGGUGUUAGACUGAGGUCAGGUUGGUACUCACGCAGGUGGCAGAAGCGGCCGUAUAGUCCUGGAGAGCAGAGGCAGCCUCCAUACAGACGAUGACAAUGUCCAUUGUUGGGACAGUUACACUUGCUUCUGCAGAACCUGCCGAAAUAACCCCUCGGACAACCUGUGAAACAUGAGAGUGACACCUUUAAGAUUGGAUGCCAGUUAUUGUAAAGUUAAGUAUCUUUUUAAAAAGACACGAGCUAACAUCUCCACAAGAUUACUAUUAAAUAAAAAAACUGGACACUACUCUCAUCUCUAAUUGAUGAAGGCAGUGUCAAGAUGCAUUGCUCACACUCUGAAUGUAGAUCAGGGAUUCCCAAGGGUUUGCUAUCUCAAUUUAAUAGGUCAAUAGGAUAAUGUCCAGGAUAAAAUAAAACAAAGGAAAAACAAAUUGUCAAAUGUGUCUAUUCUUCUGUUUGAUUGAAUGAUUGAUUUAUUGAUUCAUUGGACUUUAUUGCCUGACCAAAUUCGAAACUUAUCUUGCAUUAAAGACAACAUGUAAAAAUUACAGUCAUUUUACAAAACAUUUGAACACCAAACAUGGGAUUCAAUGCUUUUGAUCUGGGAUCAAGCUCCAUAUUUAAUUUUAGGAUGGUCUGGUGUACAAAAGAGAGCUUCAGUCUGACAAUUUUCAAUAAGAGGAGCGCUCAGGUUUGAUGGUAAGAGCUUAUAUUCGCUGUUCGCAGCAUGGUAGAGGUCAGGGUCAAUGUUGUUAGCCAGCCUAAACGUGUUUUUACUGUAGGCUGAUUCAUAGAGUCUCUGGAGGGGCUGGUCUACAAUCUUUCAGCAGAUUUUUAUUCGGUGGAGGAAUUUAGACUUUAAAUUGUAGGACAGACACUUGUACCAUGUAAUGUUACUGUGCUGCAGGAUACUACACACAGAAGUAAACAAUUCAAUAAUUUGUCUACAGUUGAACACCUUACUGUAAAAUGCUUCUGCUUUAGUAUUUCAAACAUCUACAAAUUAUUCUUAAUGAUCUUACCCUCCAUUAUCCUCUGUUGAAUUUACAGACAUUGCUUAAUGCACACCGUUGUAUUUUGCCCUAUGUGUGUAUGACUACAGGAAUGUUUGUACAAACCAUCCUCGCAGAGCAGGCCCUGCACCCCAGGGGGGCACAAACACUUCCCAGUCACGGGGUCACACGAGCCCCCAUUCUGACAACGGCACAGGCUGUUACAGGCCUGCCCAUAGGUCCCCUGAGAACAUGCUGGAGAAGGAAGAGAAGGACAGAAAAAAAGAGCACUGACAGAUUAAUAGUUGCUCAUGAAUUAAAAUGUGCGGUAUUUCACACUCAGUCAAUGUAAAAAAUAACUCAUGAUUAAGUAGUAAAGGCAGCCAGAUGAAGGGUUAUUCUCAACAGUUUUGAAGCCAACACGUUCCAUCCUGUCCUCUCCCCACAGUCUGCACACUCCUGACACCGUUAAUCUCUCUGGCCUUGUUAGCAAAAACAUCACGAACCAGCUGGCUGUUUGAGAUGUGCUAAAGUGUUACAGUGCAUCAAGGGAAUGUCUGCUCAAUAACAUCACAUGCUUUCUUCCCAGCAGUUUCAUGUCUUGUCAGGGAAAAUCAUAGUAGGCUAUGGAGGACAAACUGUUUUUGUAAUAAACCUCAGGUGCAACCACUUGUAUAUAAAAUGUGAUGUGUGUAUUUAGAAUAGUGGAAUAGACAUACAUAAACAUAAACAGAUACAUAAACAUUGCAGGGUUCAGUGUUAUGAGAAAUUGUUUCUGCUUUGGUUGGCACUGGCAUUAUGCAAACCACAGAAAUGUGUUUUAGCAGCACAAAAUGAUUUUGCCUCUACCACUGUACAAUAAUAAGUUGACAAGUUACCUCUGUGACAUGUUUCUGGGGAAUUUGAUUUUGUUUUUUGCCAAUAAAUUUAGACAUGCACAGAG
Molecule: messenger RNA, 4080 nt
Organism: Labrus mixtus (cuckoo wrasse)
Lineage: Eukaryota; Metazoa; Chordata; Actinopteri; Labriformes; Labridae
Product: EH domain-containing protein 2-like
Exons: 6
Coding region: 180-1811 (543 amino acids)
Biological process (GO): endocytosis; endosomal transport
Cellular component (GO): plasma membrane; cytoplasm
Molecular function (GO): protein binding; calcium ion binding; GTP binding
Source: RefSeq, a predicted model, not a curated record